AUGAGCGGGGAGGUGUGCGUUCAAGCGUUGCAGAGGCUUCGACAGACGGGUUCUUUCACGCGCCUUGUUGAAAAUAAGUACAAGGGAGGGCCGUCUAAGCGAAUCGUCGUCGAUUUCUCUUCCCCCAACAUCGCCAAGCAGUUUCACAUUGGAAACCUGCGUUCGACAUUGAUUGGAAGAUAUGUUGAUCAGGUGAACAGAGUGAUGGGUAAUCAAGUGACAUCUGUGAACUAUUUGGGCGACUGGGGUACUCAAUUCGCGAUGAUCGCUGCGUUCUGGCCUCAAAUGAAGCCAUCCGACCAGUACUGGAACUCACUUUCUGAAGUAGAAAAGAUUAAGCAGCUGACAGAUUGCUAUGUGGUUGCAAACAAAAACAUGAAACUAGAUGAGGAGUUCAGAGCCAAAGUUUACGAAACGUUCGUUUCAAUGGAAAAAGCAGUGACGGAGGGUAAUUAUGAGAAUGAUGAAAACAUGAAACUAUGGAGCCAAAUAAGGCAAAUAUCAAAGGAACAUCUCACUGGAUUCUAUAACACAUUUGAUGUGAAGUUCGAUGAAUGGCUGUGUGAAUCGAGUCAAGUACGAAAAGCCCAUCAAUACGCCCAAGAGCUAAUUGACAAAGGAUUCACAGAAGACUUGGAUGGCAGAACCAUAAUUAGACUUAAAGACGGAGAGACGGAGAAGAAGAAACUCGAUGGAGUCAACUAUGCAAUUCUACGAAAAAGCGACAUGUCGAGUCUCUAUUUAACCAGAGAAAUUGCAGCGAUUCUUCAUCGAGAUGCCACGUUUCAAGCUGAUCGAUACUUGUAUGUUGUGGAUCGUGCCCAGCGGCCGCAUUUCAAUGCUCUUAAAGUAGUUCUGGAGAAGCUCGGGCGGUCGGAUCUUGCUGAGAAAAUCGAACACGUUCAGUACGGAAGGGUGCGAGGGUUAUCCACGAGAAAUGGAAGAACAGAAGCUGUCGGAGAGAUCGUCGAACGAGGAAGAGAACUAGCGUUACAGUUUAUGAAAUCGUCGAAAACUUUCUGCAUGGAUCCGUCCGUUGAAGAAGAUAUCGCAGAUGUCUUAUCCAUCUCUACAAUCGUAUUCAACGAACUGAAAAGAGCGCGUAAUUCGGAAUACGAGUUUUCCUUUCAAAACGCAUUUGCAUUGAAUCAAAACAACGCAUUGGCUCUACAGAUGAAACAUAGUCGACUGUCAUCGAUUGAAGACAAAAAUCAACACCUUCUACCUCUAGUAGAUUCAUGCACCAAGUUUCCCGUUGACGAUACAAAUGACGAUGUAAAAAGAUUGAUGAGAUUAUUAAAAGAUCUUGAAGAAUCAGUUGAAUUGAGUGCUCAGAAGUUGGAAGCUUGUCAGCUGACGGUUCAGUUGAUUCAUGUGGCAGCAGCAGCUGGAAGUGUUCAAAAACAAUUGCGAGUUAAAGAUCAACGAGAUGAGAUCGCCGUUCCACGCCUUCUCCUCUUCUCUGCCGUGCGAAAUGUCCUUGCCGAAGGUCUGAAACUUCUCGGAAUGACGCCAGCUCGUUCGAUGUGA
Molecule: messenger RNA, 1530 nt
Organism: Caenorhabditis briggsae
Lineage: Eukaryota; Metazoa; Nematoda; Chromadorea; Rhabditida; Rhabditidae
Gene: Cbr-rars-2
Product: Protein CBR-RARS-2
Exons: 7
Coding region: 1-1530 (509 amino acids)
Biological process (GO): mitochondrial translation; arginyl-tRNA aminoacylation
Cellular component (GO): mitochondrion
Molecular function (GO): ATP binding; arginine-tRNA ligase activity
Source: RefSeq, a predicted model, not a curated record